AUGGCUGUGGAUCAACAUGCUCAAUUGGACACCUUUGGGUUGAUCUUCCCAUUACCGCUUCGUAUAGCUGCCAUCUUGGUUGCUGGUUUCUGGGGAUGGGGUAUCAACCUUCAAUACCUGGCAAAAGCCAACAUCGACGUACCGGCGCUCGUCAAAUAUCCUGCCCGAACGAAUAACUCGCAACGGCCGCACCACACUGCCGUCUACCGCCUGGCGACAUGCUUCAGCAUCCCACUUGCCCUAUGGUGGUUAGUCUUCUGGAUAGCCACCCACCGGUCUCCUGAAUUGGUCGAGCGACUGGACUGGAUACCCCAAUCGGUCUACAUUAUCCUCCUGCUUAUUCUGAUCUGGCCCUUCAAUCGCGCCUCCCGUGCGGGCCGAAUCCGAUUUCUCCUUACUUUCAAGCGCGUCCUCGUCGGAGGUCUCGCGGAGACCCAGGAUGGCAAGUUUGGUGACAUUCUGCUGGCAGAUGCCCUAACUAGCUACGCAAAAGUGAUCGGAGAUCUGUACGUCAGCUUCUGCAUGUUCUUCACCGAUGGACUUGCCGCGACUUCUAAACCCAACCGGGCCUGCGGACACGAAAUCGUCGUUCCAAUCAUCAUGCUUGUUCCCAGCUUGAUUCGUCUUCGCCAGUGUUUAACCGAGUACAUUCGGGCUCGACGGACGGCUACGCGGAGAGAAACGCACAGAGGAAACCAACAUUUGGCCAACGCUCUCAAGUAUGCCUCGGCUUUCCCUGUCAUUUGGAUCUCCUGCAAAAUGCGCAACUACAAUCCGUUGGAUUUCCGCGGUUAUAGCGAGGUCAGCAUGGUACGCCUUCUAUUCAUCGUGUCUUUCAUCAACUCUGCCUACUCCUUCUGGUGGGAUGUCGUCAAGGAUUGGGAUAUGACUCUCUUCACCCAGCAGCGCCACCACCGCGACCAUCCCUAUGGCCUCCGCCGGCAUCGCUACUUCACAUCCGACAAGAUCUACCACUACGUCAUUAUCGCUGAUUUGGCACUUCGCUUCUCGUGGUUAUGGCGCAUCAUCCCAGGCUUGGGCUGGGUAACAGAAACCGAGAGCGGGAUCUGGCUGCUCAUGGUCCUGGAAGUUGUACGACGAUGGAUGUGGGUUUUCUUCAGGACCGAAGCCGAGUGGAUCCGAAACACCCACGGCCCUGGCCCAGACGACGUCCUCCUGGGAGAAUACAACCACAAACUCGUCGCAGACUAA
Messenger RNA from Penicillium bovifimosum, 1212 nucleotides. Its product is annotated as EXS domain-containing protein. NCBI's taxonomy places the organism in Eukaryota, Fungi, Ascomycota, Eurotiomycetes, Eurotiales, Aspergillaceae. Gene Ontology annotation, cellular component: membrane; cytoplasm. The record is from RefSeq and is a predicted model, not a curated record. Bases 1 to 1212 code for a protein of 403 amino acids. The transcript has 5 exons.